UGAAAAUCGGUUGACCAAUGAGUUACGUCAUCGUUUCGGUGUCCGUGCUUUGACUUCUACGGGAACGUCGACCUUCCCAACAUGGCCGCCAUGUCUCGUCAUAUGGAAAGGGUGGAGCAGCCAAGUCACCGAUAGGUGGCGGAAAUCCACCGAACGGCGUCUAAUAGGAUGAAAAUGAAACACACGAAGAAGAAGUUCCACCUGAUCCUAAAUGGCAACAUCUGCCUUCAAGCCGAUGCGCCGCUCAAUCGAAUGUUUGGACUUGCCAAGUGAACAUUUCCGUGUACGUCAUUCAAUACAGACGAGACGAAACGAAACGCCACCGUCCAUUGUGCGUCUCGUUUUCGGUGCACUUUGAAGCCUCUACACUUAGCUUAGCUUAGCUUGUUAGCAGCGAACGAAGACAGGCCGUAUUUUUUUGUAUUUUCUUUUGGGUAUUUCGUGAAAAUGUGCAAAGUGAAAAUGCUGAGAGCUUUAGUCGGCCAGCGACUGAGUGCGGCGGCGGAGGAAAUCUUCGUGUUGCUGGAAAGAACCGUGAGAGAGUACGAGGAGGAACUUUGUCGAACGCAGGACGAGAACCGGCGACGAGGUCAACUGCUGGACGCUCUUUGCAAACCUCGCGUGGACUCGCGAGCGUCAGACGGCCGUCAAGAGGAUGUUCCCGCUGGGCAGCGGGAGUGGAGCUCCGGGAUGGAGGAGCCAACCAACACGGAGGCGGCGGCUCCCCUCAUCAAACCGGAGCGAUCGCUGCGUGCGCAGCAGGCCGACAUCAGCGAGGUUGCCGUGACUGGCGUGAUUGUGAAGAGCGAGGAUGAAGAAGACGCAGGCGAGCCCGAGGAGGCGAGAGGACCCCAAGCGGAGCGCCCCGUCGCGCCGCUCUCAGACAACCGGCGCGACGACGGGGACUCUCGCGCCGGUGGCAAAGUCUUCGAGUGUUCGCUGUGCCGCAGAACUUUCGGCUACGAGGGCAACCUGAGAAGACACGAGCGAUGCCACGAGCACUUUCGAUGUUCCCAGUGUGACGAAACGUUCGGCGACGUGAAGCAUUUAACCAGACACGCGAGAAGUCACGCGGGAGAAAAUCUCUUCGGCUGCUCGGUGUGCGGCGGAAGGUUCACUCUGAAAGGCAACUUGAGGCGUCACGCCAAAACGCACAGCGGCGAGAAAACCUUCUCGUGCUCCGUUUGCGCUCAGUCCUUUUCUACCAAGUCCAACUUGAGGACGCACGCAAGAAUACACGCCGGAGAAAAACCGUUUUCUUGUUCGGUGUGUGGCAACGGUUUCGCCGUCCGCCCGGCAUUGAUUCAACACAUGAGAACGCACACCGGUGAGAAACCGUUCUCCUGCUCCUUUUGCGCCAAACGUUUCUCGCAAAGAGCUCACUUGAUUGCGCACAGACGAACGCACACGGGAGAAAAGCCUUUCUCGUGUUCCGUGUGCCACGUCCGCUUCGGCGUCAGCUCCACGCUCAUUCAACACAUGGCGACGCACACCGACGAGAAGCCCUUCCCGUGCUCCCUUUGCUCCAAAAGAUUCUCCAGAAAGAGGAGUUUGACCGCACACGUUCGGACGCACACCGGGGAGAAAUCGUUCUCCUGCUCUGUGUGCAACGAGACCUUCGGCGUCCGGUCCACGCUGGCCAGACACAUGAGAACGCACACGGGCGAGAAACCUUUUGCCUGCUCCGUUUGCGGCCGCAGGUUCUCUCAGAAGGCGCACGUCGUCCCGCACAUGAGGACGCACACGGGGGAAAAACCUUUCGCCUGCUCCGUUUGUGGCAAAACCUUCUCUCUGAAGAACACGCUGAAGAAGCACACCCGCAAACACACGGGGGAAAAACCCUUCGCCUGCUCCGUUUGCGGGGAAACCUUUGCCCUGAAAGGCACGUUAAUAAAACACACCAGGAAGCACACGGGAGAAAAACCCUUCAGUUGCGACGUAUGUGAUAAAAAACUAACAUAUAAGUAUCAAGUGAAGAAACACAAGUGUGCGGGAGAGAAAAGCGGCAGCUCUCAAACACUUUCGAGCAGCUAGCGCUCACAUUUUUUGUGCAUAGACAGUAUUACUGUAUGUGUAAACUUUUAAAAGAUGGUUAAGAGUGUAGAAGGUUUACAAGAGUAUGGUGGAGGUUAAUCGACGUGUGGGGAAGAUAAUAAGAGCGAGGAGGUUCAUACAGCUGGACAAUAUCUAUAAAUAAUCCAAAAUAUAGGUGCUCGCUCAUUCCAUAAACGAGGGACGACUGUUAUUCAAAAAGAACACAAAUGUUGAGAUUUGUUGUUUUUUUUUUUUUGCAUAAGUUCCCCACUUGAAUGUUUUAAGAUCAUCAACCAAAUGUAAAUAUCAGACCAAUCAAACCUAAGUGAACUUUGGAAUGCUGUUUUUAAAUGGUGAUUUCCUAUUAAGCAUUCAAAGUUACAGUACCUGGCCCUAUGUGAAGACGUAAUGGCCCCCUGAAGCGUUUUGUCUUUCACGUCUCUCGCCCUCGCACCAUCGCGUGACUUACCGCAACACCGGAGGGGCGAAGGUCACGCCGCUGCAUCGGAAUAUUCGAGUAUCAGGAUCAAAUUUCAAUAUUCGAGUAUCAGGAUCAAAUUUGCUUUUCGAGCAAUUACGAAUUGCUUAGAAAAGUAUCAUGAACGACCGAUUGGUUUCCUCUUUUAGAUCCUCAGCAGUAUUUGUCUUACAUUCAUAUUUUCGGAAACGGCAUUUUCUUGUCGACAAACAUUUCCAUGCGAGGCCAUUUGGAACAAAUAUAAAUAGAUUUCAGUGUGAACUUGGCAUUUCUUGGAUCAAAAAACAGAAGGCAUUCAUUUGAAAAAAAUCUCAGUCGGAACACUAGGGGGCACUUUGUAAACAUGACGUCAAAGAAGGGCGAGGAAAAGGACACGAAGAAGAAUAGUUUCCUGUCGAGUCGGCGCUAGCUGUGUGCUGAUGGAUAAAAAAUUUAUAAAAUUAAAUCCUAAUUUCUUACAAGACUAAUUGUUGAGAACGCGACAGAGACGAAAGCGGACUGUAAGUGACAGGAAGCCGUUCGCGUCGUCGCUCUCAAAGCUAGCUGCUAAUGCUAACGACAACGCGCAUAUACGUGACGUCAGCCGCGCAAUCCGCGCAGUGCAAUGUGGAUUUUGUAGUUUUGGGCGCUCGUACUUCUUUUCCAUUUGUAUUUUUGGAAUGAAACCGUGAAUUUGGGUUGCGCGUGAGGCCUCUUGGUCAAUUUCUCCGCCGGAGUGUGCCCAACAGGGCGUAUAUUGUUCAAGAUAAUAACUAUACACAGAAGUCACAAUGUUGAGAGAAACACUUCGACCUAAUAAAUUCUCAUGAAGACGUUUGACAUUGUCACGUGUCGUGUUUUUCCAGUUGUAAAACAGGAAAUUGCACAUAUCGCGAGAGAAAGAGAACGCGACGAAGUGUUGGUUUUUCGGUGCAAAGUCUUUUUGGAGUCCAAGUCGAGUUGCAAAUCUUUGAAUAUAUCGUCAAGUCGAAGAUGAUUCUGAAAUCAUUAAUAUGACAUCAAUUCAUAUAUUAUAUACAGAUGAUAUAUACGUGCUAAAUAAUGAAGUUGGGAGGCUCUGAAUGGCCCUCACGGCACACGUAGUACCGGCAAAAAGUCACAAGAUGGCAGCAAAGACGAUAUGAUGGCCCGCCCAUCAAAAUGCGCAAAAUGCGUCUCCUAGUCGGACCGGUUUCCGUCUGAGAGCAGGCUAGCGUUUGCGUGUCCUCGUCUCUUGUAAGCUGCGGCGUGAAUAUAUCUUAUACUAGCAAAGGCACAACAAAAAAAACACUCAAACUAGGUCAACAAUACCCAGUGACGUGGGGUCAGGGGAGGCAAGAGAGGCAGAGCCUCACUGCCCCCCGUUGGGUUUUCCUUUCCACUGCAUGUGAAUAGUAAAAAACAAACAAAAAAACUUAUGAU
This is a messenger RNA of Phyllopteryx taeniolatus (common seadragon), 3913 nucleotides long. RefSeq names its product oocyte zinc finger protein XlCOF6.1-like. The coding region runs from base 448 to 2034 and encodes 528 amino acids. The record is from RefSeq and is a predicted model, not a curated record. Gene Ontology annotation, cellular component: nucleus. Gene Ontology annotation, biological process: regulation of transcription by RNA polymerase II. NCBI's taxonomy places the organism in Eukaryota, Metazoa, Chordata, Actinopteri, Syngnathiformes, Syngnathidae. Gene Ontology annotation, molecular function: DNA-binding transcription activator activity, RNA polymerase II-specific; RNA polymerase II cis-regulatory region sequence-specific DNA binding. The transcript has 2 exons.